Messenger RNA from Penicillium paradoxum, 1320 nucleotides. RefSeq names its product acyl-CoA dehydrogenase family protein. Gene Ontology annotation, molecular function: flavin adenine dinucleotide binding; acyl-CoA dehydrogenase activity. The record is from RefSeq and is a predicted model, not a curated record. The coding region runs from base 1 to 1320 and encodes 439 amino acids. The transcript has 2 exons. Lineage: Eukaryota; Fungi; Ascomycota; Eurotiomycetes; Eurotiales; Aspergillaceae.
AUGUAUCGUUCACAACUUCAACGCACUCUGCGGUCGCAGAGUGCUGCACUUAUCCGUGCUUCAUGUCGAACGGGGGUUUCUCCUCAGACUCGCGCAGCAUUCUCCACCUCAGGGCGGCGCGAGAUCAUGGGAAUGACCGGCUUCACGGAAGAACAACUCACAGUGCGAGAAGCUAUUUCGCACAUUUGCUCGAAAUUCCCCAACACCUACUGGCAAGAGCGUGACCAACAAGAAAAAGAUCCGAAGGAAUUCCAUGCUGCUUUGGCUAAGGAUGGAUGGCUUGGCAUUGCUUUGCCAGAAUCACUUGGAGGUGCUGGUUUAGGUAUCUCUGAGGCCACAAUGAUGAUGCAGACCAUUACACAAUCUGGCGCGGGCAUGGCCGGUGCGCAGGCUAUUCACGCCAACGUGUAUGCAACACAGCCAUUGGCCAAGUUCGGCACCAAGGAGCAGCUCGAAACCACCAUUCCAAAUAUUAUCAAUGGCACGUGGCGCACCUGCUUUGGUGUCACAGAGCCAAACACCGGUCUUGAGACCCUCAAGCUCACAACGCUAGCUAGCAAGACAGCCGACGGGUAUUCAGUCACCGGUCAAAAGAUCUGGAUCACCUGUGCGCAAGUGGCAUCUAAGAUGAUUCUCCUCGCCCGAACCACACCCAUCGAAGAAGUGAAGAAGACCAGCGAGGGACUCUCACUCUUUUGUAUUGAUAUCGACCGUGAAAAUCCCGGUCUUGAUCUUCGCAAAAUUCGGAAGAUGGGUGGACGCGCAGUGGAUGCCAACGAGGUGUUCUUCGAUAAUUAUAAGAUUCCUGCCAACACGUUGAUCGGCGCUGAGAAUCAAGGCUUCAAGAUUAUCCUCCACGGCAUGAACGCAGAGCGAUGCCUUCUCGCCGGUGAGGCAUUGGGUCUCGGCUAUGCUGCUCUGGAGAAGGCCUCACAAUAUGCCAAGGAGCGCGUGGUAUUUGGACGACCAAUUGGCCAGAAUCAAGGUGUGGCGCAUCCGUUGGCUGAUGCAUACAUGAAGCUCGAGGCGGCGAAGCUGGCAACCUACCAUGCAGCGCGUCUCUAUGAUACCAACGAUGGCUCGGUUCCCUUCCAUGAGAUUGGUGUGGCAUGUAACAGUGCCAAGUAUCUAGCUGCAGAAGCUGCCUUCACGGCUUGUGAACGAGCAGUGCUGGCGCAUGGUGGUAUGGGAUAUGCGGUGGAGUACGAUGUGGAACGAUACUUGCGUGAAUGUUUCGUCCCUCGCAUCGCACCUGUCAGUCGGGAGAUGAUCUUAAAUUAUGUUAGCGAAAAGGUGCUCGAGCUACCUAGAAGCUACUAG